AUGAACUCAUCCGCCACCUUAUCCCUCGAUCUAAAUGACAACUGGUCCCUCAUCCGACGGCUGGAAUCACCACAUAUCGUAUGUUAACAUUGUUUUUUGAGUUGUUUUUUGUGAGUAAUUAGGAUAAGAAGCUGGAAGACAGAGAUCUACCUUGAGGUUCUUGUUCUAGGCCUAUUUUUUGGAAUUACUGAUUUUUGUACCGUAACUUGUGCACUAUGGUUUUUUUUCGAAAGUAGUAGUUGAAAAUUAUUUCUUUCACAUAGUUUUUGGUGGUUUAGAGACUUUUAAAUGCGUUUUUCACAUUUAACUUUUUCUAAUUCAGAAUCCGCCGUCCAAAACUUCCGGCAGCCUGAGCGAAAGGGAAGAGAAGAAACAGCUGAAGGUCCCUGCCGUCAAGCUCGCUGAUUUUGAAGAUUGUCCGAGAAACGAUGCCCUCCGUGAAAAAAUCCGAAUCAAUGAGGAGAUCAACGCCGAAGUUAUGUGGCGCGUUAUGCUGGAGAAAUGGGAUAAAGCGGAAGAAUUCAAGAUCGGAAAAGUAGAAGAGAAAAAGGACCGACUGUUUUCUUCACGGGAACUGGAUGUGCCGGCCUUCGAGCCUAUAAGAACUCUCUUCUCAGUGGAGGAAUGCAAAACUGGAAAGUUCGUAUGUUGUCAUACUGUAUUGUUUUAUAUUAUUUAGGUUAUUCCGAGAAAAGAGACGUUGUUCCAUGCUGCGCUCGAUGUCGGAAGAAACAUCGUCCUGCAUAACGACCUAGAGGGCACAGAAAUUGACCGGACAUUGGUCACUAACGAUGUAUACAGUUCGUUGGAGUUUUGUGUCCCUGAACGAAGGCUCAAGUUCAUCAGGAUUCGGGAGAAUAGGAAGGAGAAGGUCGAAAUAAUUCUGAGAGACAAACAGGAAUUCGACAAAACCACACGUCUUUUGAAUAAUGUGGGUUCUUUGAUUAAAUAUCGAUUGGUUUUUUUGUAUUGCAUUGAAUACUUGUUUCAGCUCUUCAACACCCGUGGAUAUGGAAUAGCCAACAAGAGGAGGAAGAAGUAG
Messenger RNA from Bursaphelenchus xylophilus (pine wood nematode), 1042 nucleotides. The record is from the annotation of a GenBank genome assembly. NCBI's taxonomy places the organism in Eukaryota, Metazoa, Nematoda, Chromadorea, Rhabditida, Aphelenchoididae.